Molecule: messenger RNA, 3809 nt
Organism: Molossus molossus (Pallas's mastiff bat)
Lineage: Eukaryota; Metazoa; Chordata; Mammalia; Chiroptera; Molossidae
Gene: SLC18B1
Product: solute carrier family 18 member B1
Exons: 14
Coding region: 26-1402 (458 amino acids)
Biological process (GO): transmembrane transport
Molecular function (GO): transmembrane transporter activity
Source: RefSeq, a predicted model, not a curated record
CCGCGCCGGAGUUCGCGCACCGCGCAUGGACGCGCCAGGGGACCCCGAGGGCCCACGACCCCCAGGAGGUGAUGGCCCUGCAGCAAAUGCAAGAGAGACACCCAACCGGCUUUCGAAAGAACAGCUUUUUGUACUGAUAUCUGCAGCUUCCAUUAACUUCGGCUCUAUGAUGUGUUAUUCCAUCCUUGGACCCUUUUUCCCCAAAGAGGCUGAAAAGAAAGGAGCCAGCAAUACAGUUAUUGGUAUGAUCUUUGGAUGUUAUGCUUUGUUUGAACUCUUGGCCUCUUUGUUAUUUGGAAAAUAUCUUGUACAAAUUGGAGCAAAAUUUAUGUUUGUAGCAGGAAUGUUUGUCUCAGGAGGAGUUACAAUUCUCUUUGGUGUAUUGGACCAAGUCCCAGCAGGACCGGUAUUUAUCGCCAUGUGUUUUCUGGUGAGGAUAGGAGACGCGCUAAGCUUUGCUGCAGCAAUCACUGCGUCCUUUUCCAUCCUCGUCACAGCCUUCCCAAAUAAUGUGGCUACGGUAUUGGGAAGUCUUGAGAUUUUUUCUGGACUGGGAUUAGUGCUAGGGCCUCCUUUAGGUGGCUUCUUGUAUCAAUCCUUUGGCUAUGAGGUGCCUUUUAUUUUUCUUGGAUGCAUAAUUUUGCUGAUGGUACCACUGAACAUGUAUAUUUUACCUAAUUAUGAGGCUAAUCCAGGUGAACAUUCAUUCUGGAAACUCAUCAGUUUACCCAAGGUCACCCUCAUAGCCUUUGUCAUCAACUCACUCAGCGCCUGCUUUGGCUUCCUUGACCCCACUCUGUCUCUCUUCGUUUUGAAGAAGUUUAACUUACCAGCUGGAUAUGUGGGGCUGGUGUUCCUGGGGUUGGCGCUAUCCUACACCAUUUCUUCACCACUCUUUGGGCUACUAAGCGAUAAAAUGCCACAUCUACGGAAAUGGUUUCUGGUUUUGGGAAACUUAAUCACAGCAGGGUGCUACAUGCUGUUAGGACCUGUCCCGGUUUUGCACAUUCAAAGUCAGCUGUGGCUGCUGGUGCUGAUGCUAGUCGUCAAUGGCAUCUCUGCUGCAAUGAGCAUAAUUCCAACUUUCCCGGAGAUUCUCAGUUGUGCCUAUGAAAAUGGAUUUGAAGAAGGGUUAAGCACACUGGCGCUCGUGUCGGGUCUCUUUAGUGCAAUGUGGUCCAUUGGUGCUUUCCUAGGACCAACCCUGGGUGGACUUCUGUAUGAGAAAGUUGGUUUUGAAUGGGCAGCAGCUGUGCAAGGUCUCUGGGCUCUGACCACUGGACUAGCUAUGGGCUUGUUUUAUCUAUUGGAGUACUCAAGGAGAAGAAGAUCAAAAUUUCAAAAUAUCCUUGGUACAGAGGAGGAACAACGUGCUCUCUUGCCUGAUGAAAACCAGUCUUGAGAAUCUUGGAUUGAUACAAGGUUGGGAGAUGGAUGUUUCUGACCUUGAACAUAAAAGUUGGAAUGCUGGAAAAGUGUUCUUAAGUUUACACACAGAACUCCACGAAACCUCACCAGCAUCCUGGAUGUGUCCACAUACUUUUGGGUGGUCUGCAGUGGGCUGCAUGUACUAUUGUCCUGCAGAGUUGGCCUGCUGAACCAGCCAUAUUUGAAACAUCACAUAUGAAAAGAGUCGUUGAAAAUCAACAAAACUUUGUGUUUUUAGGUGAUCAAACUUGAGCUUGACCCUAGGUCUCCUGUUUACUUUUGCACUGAUUCUGUGAAUGUACCUUUGUAUAUUAUUAACAAGGAAAGAAAUUAUAUGCUUAAGGGAAAGAAUUGAUAUGCUUAAAGAUAAUAUAGGUGACUCAGUAUAUGUAGAACAAUUACUAUGAAAUCAGUUUUUAAAAGAUAUGCUUUAUUUUUGUCCUGAGAUGUUUGUUUUUGUUUAAAGGAAAAUUCCUUCCUACUAUGGCAAAACUGCAGCAUUCCAUGGCCCCCCGUGCUUCUAAAAUUUUGUGUGAAAGGUAGAAGAAUAGCGUUACUUGAGACUUCCAUUUUUUGCAACAUUCUUUCAAUUAUGAUCUGGAUUUCUAAAUAAUGCUUGGUAUAACAUUCAUUUCCCCUAAUCUCUGUUUCAGUUCUACCAUUAAAAAUACAUAUUUCUAGCAGAUGUAUUCAUUCCUAGAGCAGGUGAUUCCACAGGAAUGCCUGUAUGUCAGGGAAGGUGUCCUCUGACUUCAUGUAAAAUCCAUGCUACUGGUUGAAGACAGAAAAUCUUUUUUGUACAACUCUCAUUUCCAUGGUGUAUGAGCCACAUUUACCUUUUUCUAAAUAGAAGAAAUUGUUUUAUCUAGUUAGCUGUGCAAAAAUAUUUAUUAAAUGCCUUUUCUGAACUGACCCAGUGAUAGGUGCUAGAGAUUUCUCUGUGAUCAAGAUAAACACAAUCUCUGCCUUCAUCUAAUUUAUAUUUCAGGGGAAGGGACCAACAGUAGAUAAAUACCAGAAUCUCUAACUGUCUUACAGAGAUGCUAGGAAGGAAAACAACAUGGCGACGUGAGAGAGGAAAUAGCUGGAUGGAUUAGGUGUGUGGUCCUAAUUACGACACGGCUUCUCCUUGGAGUUGGGGCUUGUGAACAAAUCUGAAAGGGAAAGCAGACCACAGCAUGUGCAAAGAGGCUUGAUGUGGUCAAAAUGAGAUCGUGGCCUGCACAUUAGGUGUCUAGUGAAGAGAGGAGGUUGGGGAAGUGUGGACGGGCCAGCUUUUAGGUGGGGAUGCCAGAAUUUGGUUCAUAUUUCAGGAAGGUUGUUGUGUAGGCAUGUGGAUGUGAGUGGGGAUGCAGUUUAGCAGGGCUGGAGGGAGGUCUCUGGAAGCUUUGAGAGAGAUGUCAAUGGUUUGGAUCAGGGAUGUGGUGGCCGAGAUGGAGAGAAAAAUGAUGUGCUUGGAAGUGGAACCAACAAGACCUGCUCAUGUGGAAAGAGAAGGGGAGAGGAAUUUAGGAUGAUUCCCAGGUUUGGGCAUGACAGGUAUGGGUGGAUGGCAGUACCUCUUAGAGAAAUGGGGAGGAGUAGGAGCAAAACAGAUCCUAAAGGGGCAAAUUAACCCACAUUGUGGUGCCCUUUCACACCACCAAAACGAAAAAAAAAAUUAUCUGAAGGAUGACAAAAUCAAGAUUGAAGUACGACAGUUUGGGAAUGCUUUUUGGCAUUAAUUGCCAAAAUCGAAUAUUCAUAAAUUCCAUGAACUCUUCAUUCUCUCUUUCCCCCCAAGUCUCUUCACCAUGAGACCUCCAGAGGGUGGUCCAGUGCUCCGGGAGUACGGGGAAAGGGGGGAACACCGAUCUUCUGUUUCCCAGAGCAACGCCGGGAAGGAGUAUGACUCCGGCUAGCUGCGUUCCUAUGGGGUGCAGAACAGGUCCAGGCCUCGAUGGCCCUAGCCCCGCUUCAAGGCUUCAAUCGCCCUGGUCUCGCUUCAGUUCUUGCAGAGCGCGGGCACUUGGGGGCUCCGCCCAGUGGCCAAAGGUAUGUUGAGCUCCUGCAGUUCCCGAUGCUGCCGCGUGAGGCCGCUAUCUCACCUGCGGAUCUGCCAGCAUCCUUCAGCGGGGCCCAGAAGCUGGGCUCCCUUUUCCUCCACCGCGUGGGCGUCCGGGUGUACUCAGGGCCAACACAGAGAUUCCAAGCUUUCUGGUGAGAGAACUUUUGUUCCCAUUCCCAACAGGCUGUUGUCAAUAUAUGCCGCCACGGAUACCAGUGUAUUUAAAGACACUUUGUAUGAAACUAACCUUGCCUCUUCCACAUUUUAUGAUUUUAGUAUAAUCUUGCUCUGUCUGUAAAAAGCAAGUAGUAUUAAAAUAAAGGACAAAAAAGUU